AUUUCCCUAUCCCAUCAUGCACCUCGCGUAUGCCGCCAUUUUCACAAACUAGAGAACACGAGAACACCAACAAAGCCGGUAGAUAUUGAUCGAACAACGUAUUUCUACAAAGGUUAUGACAAUGGGAGACAAAAUGGACAUGAGUUUAGAUGAUAUUAUCAAGUCAACCAGAAAAGGAGGUCGUGGUAGAGGAGGUGGUCAAAGAAGGGGACGCGGUUCCGGCGGCGGUGGUGGCGCAACAAGAGGUAGACGCGGUGGAGCAGGCUUUGGAGGCCGACAGACUCGAGGCGGUGGUGGAGGAGGAGUGUUUCGUGGCGGCAUACAGAAAAGACGAACCAGUGGUGGUGGAGGUGGUGGUGGAAGACAAAAUUUUUCCCGGUCUAAAGACACACCAGAUGUAUGGAAGCAUGAUAUGUUUGACGGAGAUGUUGGCGUUAUGAAGAGAGGUGGAGGAGGAGGAGGAGGAGGUGGGGUUGCUGGCAACACAAGUAAACUUCAUAUAUCCAAUUUAGACUUUGGUGUCAAUGAUUCUGAUAUUCAGGAACUGUUUGCAGAAUUUGGUCCAUUGAAGAAGGCAGCUAUACACUAUGACAGAUCUGGAAGAUCUCUAGGCACAGCAGAAGUCAUAUAUGAGAGAAAUUCAGAUGCUGCAAAAGCUAUGAAACAGUAUAAUAAUGUUCCUUUAGAUGGCCGACCCAUGAAUAUUCAGUUGAUUGGUCCAACAGAUUCUGGUUCAGGUGAUGGAUUUAAUAGGAACAGACUAGGAGUUGGCAACAGAAGAGGUGGUGGUGGAGGGGGAGGAGGAGGAGGAAGAGGACGAGGUUUUAGUCGUGGCAACCGACGGGGAGGUAGUGGUGGUGGAGGUGGUGGAUUUAGAGGUCGGGGAGGAAGAGGUCGUGGGGGAGGAAACAAAAAGCCUAGAACAGCAGAAGAACUUGAUGCUGAAUUAGAAGCAUAUAAUUCAAAGAUGGAAACCGAUUGAUGGUUGAAAGAACUUAUAUAGGAAAGACCAUUAAAGGAAAUAAUUCUCACUGACACUUGAUUGAGUAUUGUAGUUAUGUGAAAACUUUAUUGGAGUGACUGGAUCCAUCAUCGAGUAAAGAGUAGAAUGAAAUAUACUGUGAUCAUUGAUAAAUUCUUUUUAGAUUUAAUUUCAGUGAACAGCCUAAUUAGGCUUUGAGAGCGUGUACUCUACAAAUGAAAUAGAAGAACUAUUUAUAUCUCAUUUCAAAUGAAAUUUUCAUGUUUUUAUUUUGUUGAUUUUAAUAUUUGCAAUUCAGUUAUCAAAGUAAUUUAUAUUUGAAUAUAAUUUUAUUUUGUUUUAUUAUUUUAAACGAUUUAAAAUUAAGACUUCAUAUUUAACUUAUUCAUCAGUAAUGCAUUAUUUAAAUUGUAUAAAGAGAAAAAGAAAAAUACACAAAUGUUUCAUUGUGGUUGGGUAUAAAUUGAAUACAUUGAAUAAUAGUUUUAUUUGUUUUACUGUUACUAUUUAUGUUGAUGUUUUUUGUAUGUCAUACAAUUUAAAUGUCAUGGUUUCUUCAGGUAUAUGAGCUAAUUUAUUAAACUUGAGAACCUGAUAAAGUUGUCAUCACACAAAUCACUUAUUUUUUAUUAUUGUUUUAUCUUGAUGUGUAAGAUUGAUCAAAUCAGUUGAUAGAAGAGGAAGUUGAGUGGUUGUAUUUUUAGGCCAAUAGGAAAACUUCAAUUUAUUUGUUUUCCAUAUCACAUAUGAAAUAGUAAAAUUACUGCAGUACAAAUGAAGUUUGACAAUGAAUGAAUGGGAAAAUUAUUUAUAUUUUGAAAUAGUAAAGGGUUAACAUGAAUAGAUUGUAGUGUAUAUGAGUAAUUAAUGGUUACGUUCAGUUGUAGUUGUUUUAUUUGGCAUUUUUCUAUGUUGGGACACUAGCUUGAUUACUUCAGUAUCUCUAAAGUUUGAACACUAAUGCUGUGUUUUAUAUACUAAGUAUAUAAUCUGCCAUUUUGCACAGUUUACAAAUAAUUACCUUUGAAACUAAAGUCUCUACAUUUUCUUUUAACUUAUUUAUAGUAGAAAAAAUUAAAAUGGUAAAUUCUAUAUACAUGUAUAUUUUUCCAAAACAGGAUGAAAAUAAAGAACAGAUAUGUACAUGUAGAGAUGAAAAAUUCUUACUUUGAAAUAUGUAUUGGAUUGUCAUAUGAAUGAAUGAUUCAUUUAGAAUCAAAAUCAACUAUUGUCAUUGUUAAAUUUCUGAAAAGGUUUUAUAAAAAUUGAUUCAAAGGCAGACAACUCUCUACUUAACUGACAUAGGGGAUAUAAUCAAAUAUUAUAUCAAAAAAUAUACCUCUUUUUUAAAAUGUUCAAUUGAAUGUGAUGGUUUGAAUUGAUGAUGAGAAAACUAAUAUUGCAAAUGUUCAAUUUGCUAGAAAAGGAUCUCUAAAUUUUUAAUUUUCAUUUAAAUAUUUCUUGCAGGAAGGAUUUAGCAUUUCAUUUCCAUUUAUCAAUUCAUCUUCAUCAAAAUAUGUCUUGUAAAUAAAAUAUUUUUUAUUCA
Molecule: messenger RNA, 2528 nt
Organism: Mytilus californianus (California mussel)
Lineage: Eukaryota; Metazoa; Mollusca; Bivalvia; Mytilida; Mytilidae
Product: THO complex subunit 4-like
Exons: 6
Coding region: 116-982 (288 amino acids)
Biological process (GO): mRNA export from nucleus
Cellular component (GO): nucleus
Molecular function (GO): mRNA binding
Source: RefSeq, a predicted model, not a curated record